AUGCACGCCUUAUCGGGGAAACGUAUAUAUAUGGCUCUGCGCAACUUCCAAAUUCGCACAGACCCGAACAACGACAACAUAAUGGAAAAAACUUUCUGGCAAUGUCCUAAAGGUGUUCGUCCAAAAGAAGCUUUCUCCUUCAUCCGUAUCUUCAUGACUGUGCUCUGCUUGAUGCUAAAUUUGAUUAUGCUGGUGCUUCUCUGCCUGAUAAAAGGUAGACCACGGUCCUUCCUAGUUCAAAUGCGUACCCUAACUGCUACUGUGGUUCUCUACACUUUCAUCAGGACCUGCCAGCAGAUCAUACCCUCUCGCUUCUUUCACUCCAAUGACAUCUUGGCUCCGAUUAUGUGUUGUAUGUGGACGAGCCGAUACCUAUCCUUCGUGUGUUACACCUUUGCCGCCCUUAUCCUGAAUUUUACCGUGGGAAACAGAGCCAUUCAGAUUGUUUGGAAGUACCAGUACUCCUUCUCC
Messenger RNA from Dibothriocephalus latus, 471 nucleotides. The record is from the annotation of a GenBank genome assembly. NCBI's taxonomy places the organism in Eukaryota, Metazoa, Platyhelminthes, Cestoda, Diphyllobothriidea, Diphyllobothriidae.